Molecule: messenger RNA, 829 nt
Organism: Eupeodes corollae
Lineage: Eukaryota; Metazoa; Arthropoda; Insecta; Diptera; Syrphidae
Gene: Obp49a
Product: general odorant-binding protein 67
Exons: 4
Coding region: 112-723 (203 amino acids)
Source: RefSeq, a predicted model, not a curated record
UAAUUACAAAAUAAAAUACUAAAAACUGGUGUUUUUCAAUUUUGUCACACUAUAAAGCUCAUCACGGAAUCCUCACCACGAAUCAGUUUGAAUUCGAAGUUCAAUCUGAAUAUGAAUCGCUUUGGGGUGCUUAAUUUAAUUGUUGCCAUCGGAUUGGUUGCGACAAGUGUAACUGAUGCAAUCGACUGCAAUAGUCGCCCAGAUUUUAAAAAUGCCAGAGAAUGCUGUCCCCAUGAAGAUUUUUCCGGCAAUGAAGUCAUUGCAAAAUGUAAGGAUUAUCUGAAUACAGAUGAUAAUUCACCUCCUGGUGGUCACGGUCCUGGUCAUAAGAAAAUGCAUUUCAAUACAUGCUAUAAUGAAUGCAUUAUGAAUGAAACGGGAUUGGUUGAUUUUGAAACAAUGAAAGUUGACGAGGCAAAAACCAAAACCUUUUUGACAGACCUAUUGAAAGAAAAACCUGAUUUUGUUCAAGUUGUUACAGAUGCUAUUCUCAAGUGUGCAGACCAUGUCAAGGAAAUGCGUGAAAAGCAUGCAAAUGAUCCUAAGCCGACAUUACCACCUGGUGGCUGCAAACCUUGUGCUGCUAUGUUUAUGCACUGUAUUAAAAAAGAAACAACUAUCAAUUGUCCAACCAGUGCUUGGAAGAACGACGAAACAUGCAAUAAUCUUCGGGAAUUUAUGAUGGUUUGCAAGCCCCCAAAUCAUAGAGGUCCACCCCAAUAAGAACAGACGAUUAAAGUAUGAGUACUUAAAUAUUUUUUAAAUAUAUUCAGUUUUUUUUUUUUGAGUAGUAAAUAAUAUUUUAAAAUAUACGGAAAAUAAUCAAAAA